CUUCCGCAAGAAGCGAAGUGGAAGGAGCGGACGAGGCGCCAUGCUGGGAUUUUUGGGGUUCGUGCUGGCGCUCUUGGUCUUGGCCCCUCUUUCGGUAUUUGUGGCAAUGCCGUAUGUCAGGAAGUAUUUUGCAGGAGGUGUGUGUAAGUCUACAGCACAACUGAAUGGGAAAAUUGUAGUGAUCACAGGAGCCAACACUGGCAUAGGGAAGGAAACGGCUCAAGACCUUGCAAGAAGAGGUGCCAAAGUCAUCCUUGCUUGCCGAGAUAUGGCAAAAGCAGAAAAGGCAGUCCAUGAAAUCCAGACCAAGACAGGAAACCAAGAAGUUAUAGCCAAAAAAUUAGACUUGGCAGACACCAAAUCUAUCAGAGAAUUUGCCAAUAAUUUCUUGAAAGAGGAGAAAGAACUGCACAUACUGAUCAACAAUGCAGGGGUUAUGAUGUGCCCCUACUCAAAGACAGCUGAUGGUUUUGAGAUGCAUUUUGGAGUCAACCAUCUUGGACAUUUUCUUUUAACAUUCCUGCUAAUAGAGCGCCUGAAACAGAGUGCACCAGCUCGUAUUAUAAAUGUAUCUUCAUUGGCUCAUCAUUUUGGGAAGAUUCGCAUCCAUGAUCUCCAGGGUGAAAAGUUCUACAGAGGGGGCCUGGCAUACUGUCAUAGCAAACUGGCCAAUAUUCUUUUUACAUGGGAGUUGGCUAGACGUCUGCAAGGUACUGGUGUCACUGUAAAUGCUCUGCAUCCAGGUUCAGUUUUUUCUGAACUGAUUCGUCAUUCCUUUGCACUAAAAGUUUUGUUUAAGAUGUUUCCCAUCUUCUUGAAGACACCUUCGCAAGGAUCCCAGACCAGCAUAUAUUGUGCAGUGGCAGAGGAGCUGGAAUCAGUCAGUGGGAAGUAUUUCAGUGAUUGUAAACCAGCAAGCGUGUCAUCUCAAGGACGUAAUGAUGAAACAGCAAAGCAGCUUUGGAAUGUUAGUUGUGAGCUCCUAGGUAUCCAGUGGGAUUGACCUGCAAAAGCCAACUAGACCUGAAUUCCACAUUUUGUAUGUAAGACUAUGGAAAAGAGUUGCUUUGAUGUAAGUUUCACAGAAGCAGUUUUUAGGAUAUGUUCAUUUCCGAUAAGAGUAUUCAUCUGUUUUUACACUAAUAUAUAACUAUUAUAUAAUUAAUAGACAGACAGAUAUAACUGCUCAAGCAGUUGUUCAGUGUAUGGAAAUAUCCACCAUACAUGAACACUAACAUGCCUAGGACUUCACAAUACCCCUACAAAAACUACUUAGUUGUUCUGGGUUUGCAUGGCAGACUGAAUUAUGAACUGCUUGGUCUGGUUUUGCACAGCAUUCCAGGCUACAAGGUUGCUGGCUGGUUUGUAAUUCAGCAUGCCAUGUGAAGAUGCCAGGCUACAAAAUUACAUCAGUUAUCUUUUUUUAAAAAAAUGCAGACUAUAAAAUGCAUACACUAGUUUUGGUGUCUUGGCUUCUUUUGUUUGUUGAAUGAUUUGUGACUACAUAUUUAACAAGAAAUGAUGUCACAGCUUAAAACAGUGAAUUGACCAAGUUUCAGUUUUUAUUUUCUCAGUGAGAAUUUAAUACUUUUGUUCAUCGGAAGUUUAGAACUCCUCCAUUACAGUUUAAUACAGUAUAGUUCACAGGACAGGUUUUGCUGGUGACAAAGGAGUCCUUAGAAAAUUCUAAAGAAUCUGAGUAGCAAACAAUAUAAAGUGCAUAAAAUGCAGUGCAAGGCUGGACACAACAAUUGUCUUCACUUUCUCUUCGACACAAGUGGUUCCUUUCUUCCCUCUGGAAGGUACUGUUGAGAAGAGCUUGAAGAUGUAAGUACAAGCCAUGUUGCAUAACUACUCAAUAGCCAACAUACCUUAACACACACAGAAUUAAUGCUGUUCCUUUCUUAUGGUGGAAGAAGUAAUCAGAGUCACAGCAAGCCCAAUUAGACUACCUUCUAGGAUUCAUGGCAGUUUAGCCUGAUAGACAGCAAAAGCAGAUUUUAUAACUCUUAGAUUCCUAAUAGGAUAAGCUCCAAAAUCUGAAAGGUAUGAAAAGGUGGAAGCUAAAUAUAGUCCUCUCCAGUUACUUAACCUCAAAGUUAUUUCUGGCUGUCAAAUCCAACGAAUUAAGUAUUAUUUCGCUAGUGGCUGUGAGAUGUGGCUAUCAUUUCACUCCAGGAACAGCUCAGAUCACUUUAAUCUGCUAAAAUUAGUGGGAAAGGAUGAUGUUUAUCUAAUAA
This is a messenger RNA of Candoia aspera, 2240 nucleotides long. It is a transcript of the gene RDH11, whose product is annotated as retinol dehydrogenase 11. The record is from RefSeq and is a predicted model, not a curated record. NCBI's taxonomy places the organism in Eukaryota, Metazoa, Chordata, Lepidosauria, Squamata, Candoiidae. The coding region runs from base 41 to 1003 and encodes 320 amino acids. The transcript is spliced from 7 exons.